Molecule: messenger RNA, 4444 nt
Organism: Closterium sp. NIES-67
Lineage: Eukaryota; Viridiplantae; Streptophyta; Zygnematophyceae; Desmidiales; Closteriaceae
Source: the annotation of a GenBank genome assembly
UUAGUUUCUCGUUGGUUGAUUCCCAAUUCCUGCUGCGUACGAUAUUCCACGAAUCUGAGUAGCCUUUUCGAACUAGAAAUAAUUUGCACGUCGAUUAUUCGCAGUUCCUUCCGGCGUCCAGUUGUGUCAGCCAUGGCGACGGAAGGCUGUAGGCGAUAACCGCCACCCGAAUUCCACGUCGCGUUUUGCAAAUUAAAGCAAUUAAAUAAAGGCAUCAGCUUCUCGUCCGACAAAAACUCCUGUUCUAUCGUCAAUGGAGACUAUUUGCGAUUUUUGCGAAAAAGGUCGAGCCACUGUCUAUUGUAAGGCGGAUUCCGCUAGGCUCUGCCUCUCGUGCGACCGCGUAGUUCACUCUGCGAAUAAUCUCUCCCUUCGCCACCAUCGCACACUGCUCUGCGACGGUUGCAACGCCGAGCCAGCCUCCGUGCGAUGCCGGGACGAAAACCUUUCUCUCUGCCCAGAGUGUGACACGGCGUCUCACAGCGCUAACCCGUCCGGGGCGAACCACAGCCGUCACGUGUUCGAAUGUUUCACGGGCUGCCCGUCCGCAGCUGACCUGGCGAAGCUCUGGGGUUGCGACAUGGCUCAACCGCCUCCUCUCCUCCAUGUCCAAAAAGCCCAGCCGGCAUCGUCCAACUCCACCGCCGGUGGCGCUUUAACUUCCGCUCAUGGCGCUCUAGCCACGCCGGAACCUGACACCCCUAAGCCGGCGGAACGUCUGACGCCAAGGCCGGCGGAAAUCCUGACGCCAGCGGAAAUUCAGACGCCAGCAGCCGAAAUAUUGACUCUGAAGCCGGUCGUACUGUCGCCUAAAUCUGCUGAAAAUCCGGCGGCUAGAGAUCCGUUAACGGCCGCCUCUAGCUGCGUGCUGCAGGCAGCAGCGACUCAGUCGUUACAAGUUCCGGGUAACCCCGGAAUGGGUUCUAGUCCUGGAGUAUCCCCUAUUCAGAGGGUAACUUCUGUUCCUGGACUUCCGGAUUUUCGCCAAGAUAAGCUAUCUUCUAAUCAUGGAGGAACGCCGAGUGGCGCCGGUUCGGGAAAUUCGCCGCAGAGUCUGCAGCAGCGUUGGGGAGCCGCUUUAGCCGGCAAUCGGGCGGCGCCGUUGUCGUCGGCCGUCAGCUUGCCGGCCGACAGGCGUGCAAUGCCUCCAAGCCCGAAUUUGGCCGUCAGUGGCGGCGACGCGCAGGGACUGAAAGCCGCAGCCCAUCGGAGCGGUCUCCUGCAAGCGCCUUCUCCCGUGCUUGCUGCGUCGCCCAUGCUCGCUGCAUUCCCCGUGCUCGCUGCGUCCCCCAUGCCGGCUGCCUCGCCCAUGCUCGUCGCGCCACCUGCGAAACCCUCGCCGCCGCAGUCAGCGCCCCCCUCGAUUCUGUCACCCUUCAACGCCGCUUUCUCCAUCCAGCCGCACUCGGCGGCGCUGAGGCAACUACCAGAGCACCGAUUCGGCCAAGGCCCAGGUUCGGGGCCAGGUCCGGGCGCAGGUCCGGGCCCAAGUUCGAGCCCAGGUUCGGGCCCAGGUUCGGGCGGAGGUGCGUUGGGGGGUGUGAGGCCAGGUGGUGUGCGACCUGAGAUAUCCGCCAGCUCGCUGCAGACAAUCUCGAGGAUCAUGGCGCUGUACCCGCUGGAGGGCUCGAAGCAGCAGCAGCAGCAGGCAGGGAGUGGGGUUGGUCAGCGGAUGCAGAAGAUGCAGCAGCUGCAGCGGCAGCAGAUGCAGGACCUAGUUCAGCAGCACCUGCUGCAGCGGCAGAAGCAGCAGCUACAGCUACAGCAGCAGCAGCAGCAAGUGGUAAAGCAGAGAGAAGACGAGCAGCAGCAGCAGCAGCAGCAGCAGCAGCUUGUUUUUGCGGAGCAGCGAUUGCACAUGAUGCAGCACGAGCAACAUCGACGACGGUUGCAGCACCAAGAGCAACAAUAUCAACAGCAGCAGCAGCAGCAGCAGCAGCAGCAGAUGUUGCUUCUGAAGAGGGCGAAUGAAACAGCAAGCACCAUGGAAUGGCAUGGCACCAUGGCAGCGCAGAACAUGCGAGUAAGCCCCCAUAACGCCCUCCUCCUCAACGGCCUUCCACCCCAAGCCUCUACUGCGACUCUAUCUGCUGCUCCUGCUCGCACCCCAGCUUCCGCUCCUGCUCCUCUUUCUGCCACUGCGCCUGCUGCUGGUCCUGCCGUUUCUGCUGCCAAUUCUGCUGCUACUGCCCCUGCUGCCACUGCCCCUGCGGCCAAUUCUGUAGCUAGUGGGUCUCUCGACAGGCAGUGGACCCGAUCUUACUCUCUCCACACUGACGGCCAGUCCCCUGCCUUUCCAGGCAGCAUUGAACGUGCCAGCGCCGGUGGCUCUGCUGCUGCUGCUGUUAUCGCUGAUCGCAACCUGGAUUUUCACCUGAGCCAGCUGUCCAACAGGAGAAUCGCGCAGGAGAUUGCCGAGUCUAGGCGGAGUGGUGGCAGUGCAGGGGGCGGGGGGGUGAGCAGAGGGGGGAUAAGUGCAGGGGGGAUGGGCAGGGUUGGUAUGGGGAAAGUGGUUGAGGGCUCCCCGAUGGUUCUUGAGACGAUCCAGAAAGGCAGCAGGAGGGGGGUGGAGAGGGGGGGGAUGGAGAGAGGGGGGUUGGAGAGAGAGGGGAUGGCCAGAGUAGGCAUGAAGCGAGUCCUUGGAGCAGAGUCAGGAUAUUCCCCCAUGGCAACCUCGAGCUUUGAGGCUGGAGGCAGGACUCGCAACAGUGGUGGUGGUGGCAGGAGUCGCAACACCGCUGGUGGUGGGCUGUGUAAAGAGACCGGGUAUGAGGUCGGAACCCCCUUUCGAGCUCCUGCGCGGGGUGUAGAUGCUGGGGAGUUUCCAGGAAAGCGGCAUGCGGCGUAUGCUGGCCAGGAGUCCCGGGGGGAGCCAGCAGCCCGCCCCGUCGCAGCUGUUGCUGGGCAGACGGUGCAGAUGGGUAUUGCGGGGCGGGCAGGUGGUCCAGGGCAGAUAGCAAGUGCGGGGCAGACAAGAAAUGUGGGGCAGGCGGGUGGUGUGGGGCAAAUGGGAAGUGCAGGGCUGGCAGGAGGUGUGGGGAUGGCAGGAGGUGCGGGGAUGGCAGGGGAGAUGGCACAGACAGGAGAGUGCGGGGCCAUGGGGGCAGGUGCGGAGGCUGCUGGUUGCCAACGGCAGGAGCAGGAGCGGAAGCAAGAGCUGCUGCAGGAGCUCAGGCGCGAGAUGCACGUGCAGCAGUUAAGUCCGCAGCAGGUUCAGCAAUUGCAUGUGCAGCAGUUUAGUCUGCAGCAAGUUCAAAAACUGCACAUGCGUGGAAACGCCCUUGGGAGCUCCGGAGUGGCAGGGAGUCAGGGCCCUUGUGGUGCCAGUGGUAAGGAAGCAAGGGACUCUGCUGCAGCCGUAGGAAGGCAGGCAUUGGACGAUGCAGCAGCGGUCUCAGCUGCUCACACCUCAGCAGCAGCGGCAGCACCGGUUGAAUCAGCAACAGCAGAGGGGGCGGUGUUGACAGUGGCAGAAGCAGUGGAAGCGGUGGGAUCAGGUGUGUCAGAUGUAGCAGCAGCAGCAGCAGCGGCAGCAGGUGCAGGAGGUGGAGUGCUGGCAGCAGGCGAUGAUCAGCCUGACACCUCCGCCCAUGCACUUGCCAUAGCUGAUGCACAUGGUCAAGAUACUAUGGCAACUUUGAUGGAUGCAGACAUGGGCAUGGGCAUGGGCAUGGGCAUGGGGAUGGGGAUGGGGAUGGGCAUGGGCAUGGGGUUCCAUAUGGAGGACAUGGAUUUCGCGAUGCCACUCCCUGGCUGUGAUGACAUGUUUGCGGGGCUCCCCGAUUCCGACUUUGUAGGAGUAUUCGGUGCUGGUUCCGAUUCGGGGGUUUAUGCUGCUGGUGCUGGGGCUUUCACUGCUGCCGGUGCCUUUGCUGGUCCCACCGGUUGCGGCAGUGCAGCCGCUGAUGUCUAAAUGCACGCUCGCGCGCUCGUUCCCCAUUCCUAGCACAUCCCCAUCCUUACCCACCUCCUCCCCCUCUCUCUCCUCCCCUCGCACCCACCCCCCCCCCUCCCCCCCCUCUCCCCCUCCCCCCCCUCUCCCCCUCCCCCCCCUCUCUCUCAGCCCUGGUGCACUCUUCUCCUUCGUCUCUAUUUUUCCUCCGCUACAUGCUGUUUCGGGUGCCACAUAGUUGUCUUGCCCGUUUUUGUACGGUAUGUAAUGCCCUCGUUCUGUUUCUUCUCACACCGGCUGGAUGUCCCUUGUAAGCAUUGUAACGUAGGUAUAACACACGAUUCCUUUCUGGUGCAGGUGAUCCGUUAGUGGGAUCAGCCACAUGGUUACCGAAGGGUUUCUCAUGUUUGCAAAGGCUGUGGCGUUAGGAUGAAGGGUGGCAUGUGUGUUCUGGUUUGCUACGACGUUUAUACACCAUGUUUUUCAUGGUGUUUAUCCCCUUUCCAUGUGUAAUGUGUGUGUUACAUGAGGGCAUGAUGGUGUACGAGCCUC